This is a messenger RNA of Cannabis sativa, 1093 nucleotides long. RefSeq names its product auxin-responsive protein SAUR24-like. Gene Ontology annotation, biological process: response to auxin. The transcript has a single exon. Lineage: Eukaryota; Viridiplantae; Streptophyta; Magnoliopsida; Rosales; Cannabaceae. The record is from RefSeq and is a predicted model, not a curated record. The coding region runs from base 653 to 934 and encodes 93 amino acids.
UUGGUUGUAGUUGUUGAGAUGGAGAGUUGAUGAUUAAGGUGUGUGGUAGUGUGGUUGUAUAUAUAGAUGAAUGGCUGUGAAAGGAGGUGGAUUCAGUUUUGGGAUUUUCAAGGGACAUAGGCAUUUGAAGUUCACAUGGCACUGUCUAGGAAGUCAUACAUAGAAAAUAAGCCUAUCAAGAGAAACAAGCUACAAAGGCAGGACUAUAUCCACAUCUUUAUUUUAUAAUUUUUAUAUGAAUAUGUGAUCACUUGGAUAUGAGACAUGCCUAAGACAUAUUAUGGUCAAUUGUCCUCAAAGUUGUUGUAAUGGGGUUUGAAAUAUAUAUAUGAUAUUGGGGUAUUUUGUUUCAUUUCAAAGUUGGGUCUCACCUUUGAUAUGCCUAAAACAUCUAAUUACAGUCCAUGGUGACUUGUUAGACAAUACCAUGUGAUUACACAAGGAGUAUACCUCACUAGACCCCAUCUAAGCAAAUUUUCUCUGUUUUUUCCUUGACCAUUCAUUUAUGUGAACAUCCUAUCAAAGAGUAUUGGUUAUAAAUACACCUAUGAAUGAUAUCACUAACCAUCCCAAGUCCUCAAACUCACACUUACCAAGUCUUUCUGAUAAUCUCUAGCCACCUUUCUUCAAACACACUCUUAUUAUUACAAUAAUGGGUUUUCGCUUUGCUAACUUAGUUCAUGCCAAGCAACUCAUUCAGAGGCCUUUUUCAAGCACAAAAGACAUUCCAAAAGGCUUUGUGGCAGUUUAUGUUGGCGAUGAGAGCAGAAUGAAGAGGUUUGUGAUCCCUGUGGCAUACUUGAAUCAACCUUCAUUCCAACACUUUCUAAGUCAAGCUGAAGAAGAAUUCGGAUUCGAUCAUCCAAUGGGAGCUCUUACAAUUCCAUGCACAGAAGAUGCCUUCAUCAAUCUUAUUUCUCACUUAAGCUCCUAAGCUUAUGAGCUUACACACCAACAGAUGAUAACCACAAACAAACCUUAUUGUUACAUUUUUUUUGGGCAGACACAAUGCCUUUAUUGUAAAUAUUUUUUCCUUGGGAACAGAAAUUUGUCCCAAGAAUGAUACAAAUGAAUACUAUUAGAAUUUUUCUCA